CCAUUGUUCCGACGCCACUUCCGGUUCCGUCGCGGCAGUGGCAGAGCGAGGAGGGCCCGGGAGCCAUGAUCGAGGUUGUCUGCAAUGACCGUCUGGGGAAGAAGGUCAGGGUGAAAUGCAACCCCGAGGACUCGAUCCGGGACCUGAAGAAGCUGAUCGCAGCCCAGACCGGCACCCGCUGGGACAAGAUCGUGCUCAAGAAAUGGUACACCAUCUUCAAGGACCACGUCACACUCGGGGACUAUGAGAUCCACGAUGGGAUGAACCUAGAGCUCUACUACCAAUAGUGGCCCCUUCCAGCGCAUCCCAGUUCUUCCCAGUACAUCCCAGUGUCCGCCACCCCCAUUUUCACCCCAUUUCUCCCCCUGGAGCCGCAUUGAGGCUCCAAACCUGCCCCGUUUGUUUAUAAAUAAAGGCGAUUUUGGGGCC
Molecule: messenger RNA, 429 nt
Organism: Pseudopodoces humilis (Tibetan ground-tit)
Lineage: Eukaryota; Metazoa; Chordata; Aves; Passeriformes; Paridae
Source: RefSeq, a predicted model, not a curated record